Pocillopora damicornis (cauliflower coral) is the source of this 737-nucleotide messenger RNA. RefSeq lists its product as uncharacterized. Gene Ontology annotation, molecular function: extracellular matrix structural constituent; oligosaccharide binding. The record is from RefSeq and is a predicted model, not a curated record. NCBI's taxonomy places the organism in Eukaryota, Metazoa, Cnidaria, Anthozoa, Scleractinia, Pocilloporidae.
UGCAAGGACAUCCGGGACUCAUGGGACUCCAUUGGGGACGGAGAGUACUGGAUCGACCCUGAGAACAGUUGCAAGCCUGUGAAGGUCUUCUGUGACAUGACAACGGAAGGAGGAGGAUGGCUUCUCGUCGCGAACUUUGUGACUGAUGGCUCUACUUCAUUUACCAGAUGGACUUUAAAUUCAUCAUACCGAGCGAUCAGCAACUUCUCCAGCAAUAAAAUGGGUAUUACAACAAAGGCAAUGCAAGAUCUCAGAUCACACUUGAAUUUCACUCAGCUUAGAUUCCAUUGCAGUAAGAAACAGGGACGUACGUUCCACGUGGCCACUGUGGCUAACAGCUCUGGCGAAGCUGUCGUUCAGUAUUUCAGCGGUCAGACAAAUGUAGUGCCUAAUUCAUGCGGGUCCUUUAAAAAAAUGCGCGGGGAUAACUCAGAGCUGGCAGCGCAGUGUGGAAGGUGGGGACAUGAAAACAGGUACUAUGUGGGAAAAUGGGGAAAGAAAAACCAGAAAAGAGAGCAACGGUUGUACGAUAGGGCUGCAUUUGUUACAAAGAAGUACUACUGGUAUUUGAGAGAAGACUACUGGUUCUGUGAUGACACGACUAAUGAUACCAUCUCGUCGCCAGGAGAUUUUUGGAAAAUCUACGUGCGUUAAAUGAUUAAAACGCACAAGAGGAAGAGCAAUUUUGAUUUGAGCAUCGAAGCAGUAUAGAUCUGCGCUAUUCGUCACACUGUUGG